This is a messenger RNA of Halteromyces radiatus, 543 nucleotides long. RefSeq names its product Fat storage-inducing transmembrane protein. Bases 1 to 543 code for a protein of 180 amino acids. NCBI's taxonomy places the organism in Eukaryota, Fungi, Mucoromycota, Mucoromycetes, Mucorales, Cunninghamellaceae. Gene Ontology annotation, cellular component: endoplasmic reticulum membrane. The record is from RefSeq and is a predicted model, not a curated record. Gene Ontology annotation, biological process: phospholipid biosynthetic process; lipid storage; lipid droplet organization. The transcript is spliced from 2 exons.
AUGACGCAAUGGUGUUUUGGCCCAAGUUUCAUCGAUCGUGUAUAUGUUGCUACAGGUGGUAGCUGUGUACCUAUCUCACAACAAUCCAGUAUCCUAAGUGGUGCUGAUAAUAAUGACGGUGAUGAUUUGAAUUUGACAAUACAACAACAACAACAACAUACACUUCUCUUAUCGCAAACAUUCCGGCAAGCUACUUGUCGUCAGCUGGGUGGUCAAUGGUCUGGUGGUCAUGAUGUUUCUGGUCAUUGUGUUAUGCUUAUCCAUGCUAGUCUCUUUCUUUGGGAAGAACUCUCUUGGGUAUUCUAUUCAAUUCCUGCUGCUACUCAACUCAAAAGAUCUCAACCUACUGCUUGGCGCGCUCUUUUGGCUGUUUUGACUCUAUUAGGUUUAUGGUGGUGGAUGUUGGUCAUGACCGCUAUUUACUUCCAUGGACAUUACGAGCUGGUUUCUGGUACUUUCUUUGGUGUAUUUGGAUGGGCAAUUUUGUAUCUUGGUCUUUUCCCAAAACUGACUACCAUUGGUUUACCUUCACAAUCGCUUUAG